This is a messenger RNA of Spinacia oleracea (spinach), 1630 nucleotides long. Its product is annotated as DEAD-box ATP-dependent RNA helicase 10. Gene Ontology annotation, molecular function: nucleic acid binding; ATP binding; RNA helicase activity. NCBI's taxonomy places the organism in Eukaryota, Viridiplantae, Streptophyta, Magnoliopsida, Caryophyllales, Amaranthaceae. The record is from RefSeq and is a predicted model, not a curated record. The transcript has 13 exons. The coding region runs from base 156 to 1481 and encodes 441 amino acids. Gene Ontology annotation, cellular component: cytosol.
UGUUUGUUUGAAGGUCUCGCAAAAACCCUAAAACCUCAGUUCAUGGUUUCUGGUGUUAUCGACUUCCUUUGAGUUCUACCCUUUGCUACUCCUUCUCUGCGUGUCUCUGUUCGCAAUAAUAAUUCAUCCAUUGCAAUUUCUUCAAAGGAUAAAAGAUGGAGGAACAACACAUAGAAGAGGUGAAAUCAUUCAAAGAGCUUAAUAUAUGCGAGUCCUUAAUUGAAGCUUGUGAUAGAUUAGGAUGGACUGCUCCUACUAAAAUUCAAGCCGAUUCCAUUCCUCAUGCUCUUGAAGGAAAGGAUAUAAUUGGGCUUGCACAGACUGGGUCUGGUAAAACUGGGGCUUUUGCAUUACCCAUAAUUCAGGCUUUAUUGGAUGAAAAAUCACCUCAGCCUUUCUUCGGUUGCGUGCUUUCGCCAACUCGGGAGCUUGCAAUCCAAAUUUCUGAACAAUUUGAAGCUCUAGGAGCUAGCAUUGGAUUAAGAACUGCAGUGCUUGUUGGUGGAGUGGACAUGAACCAGCAGCAACUUGCUCUUGGAAGACGGCCUCAUAUUGUAGUGGGAACGCCUGGACGCCUUAUGGAUCAUUUGACUAAUACCAAAGGUUUUUCACUUCGUACCUUGAAAUAUCUGGUGUUGGAUGAGGCUGAUAGAUUGUUGAAUCAGGACUUUGAAAAGGCACUUGAUGAUAUUUUAAAAGUUAUUCCGGUUAAUAGGAGGACUUAUCUGUUUUCUGCCACUAUGACAAAUAAGGUCAAAAAGCUUCAAAGGGCAUGUUUAAGGGACCCCGUGAAGGUUGAGUCAGAUUCAAAAUAUUCUACUGUCGACACUUUGAAGCAGCAAUAUCUUUUUGUACCUGCUAAAAACAAGGAAUGCUAUCUUGUAUAUAUUUUGACGGAGAUGUCUGGUAGCACUAUGGUUUUCACUCGUACAUGUGAUGCUUCAGGCCUGUUAGCACUCAUGCUUCGUAACCUUGGUUUUAGGGCGGUUGCAAUCAAUGGCCACAUGACUCAGGCAAACCGACUUGGGGGACUAAACAAGUUCAAAGCUGGUGAUUGCAGUAUUCUCAUUUGCACCGAUCUAGCAAGUAGAGGGCUUGAUAUUCCUGCAGUGGAUAUGGUGAUAAAUUAUGAUAUUCCCUCUAAUUCCAAGGAUUACAUUCAUCGGGUAGGGAGAACGGCACGUGCUGGAAGGUCAGGGGUUGCCAUCUCAUUAGUAAAUCAGUAUGAGCUUGAGUAUUUUCUGCAGAUAGAGAAUUUGAUAGGCAAAAAGUUACCAGUGCAUCCUGCUGAGGAAGAAGAAGUUAUGCUCCUACGGCAACGUGUUACUGAGGCGAAAAGAAUAUCACAUAUGAAAAUAAAGGAGGGUGGUAAGAAUAAAAGAAAAGGCAGGGGAGAUGAUGAUGGAGAUGAAGUUGAGAAGUGGCAAAACACGAGCAAGGGCAACAGAGGUGGCAAAACAUUCAAAAAGUCUCGGAGAUGAUGCUUUUUUACUUGCAUAGACAAAUUCAAAGUAUUGAAAUAGGAUACGCAACAAUUUUGUUAGAAACCUUCUUCUAGGAUGUAAUUUUCACUUGUUUUUGUACGAUAAUCUUGUUUUACUAGAAAAUUUCUGUUUUUGCACUUUGUUCA